Molecule: messenger RNA, 2074 nt
Organism: Coregonus clupeaformis (lake whitefish)
Lineage: Eukaryota; Metazoa; Chordata; Actinopteri; Salmoniformes; Salmonidae
Exons: 8
Coding region: 61-1620 (519 amino acids)
Molecular function (GO): protein binding
Source: RefSeq, a predicted model, not a curated record
UGGUACGUUCCUAAACUUUAAAUCCCUCUCAAGCAUGGGCGACUUUGGCAGGUGGCAAACAUGGCACUCCACUACGGUAGUUGGGAGGAUGAGUUGCAGGGACAGUUCUCGCUUUUAUCCGCGACUUCGUUUGAGGUCAAAGAAGAAAGCGAGCAAUGGGAGUACACACAUGGAAGCUCAAACACGGGGAUACUAGACUUGAGUGACGAAGUCUUUAUUCUCAUCCUACGACGGCUGGAUCCCACGUCUCUUUUGAGAGUUGGGAGCACCUGCCGAACCCUGUUUCGAGUUUGUUCCUGCAACUCACUGUGGACAAGACACUUCCAGACCUCAUUUGGAGUCCCGUUUGCCACCGCCACCUGCUCCAUCUCUGCCAAGAGUGUCUUCCGUUUGAUCUUCAUGUGGCGAACUCUCUUCAGAAACCUGCACUGUAACCGGUCUCUUCAGGAGAAGCUCUUUGCAGAGAUCCCAUUCCCACCACACAAGUACUGGGUCCAGUGGCUGGUUCUGGAAGAGAAUGUUCCUCUGCCCUCAGUGAGACUGCCCUGCACUGACAUAGAGAGCUUAUGGGGAAUUGAGAAGGAAGUGUUGGAAGGUAAAGUCCAAGACAAAGAUGAUGAUGAUGAUGCGGGCAGAAUGCUGAAGUUUGAAUGGAAGGAGCUGUAUGCCUUGGCUCUUGAGCAUCAUGGAAGCAUUGCCAAGCUUUUCCAGCAUGUUCUCAACCAACAGAGCAAUGACCACUGUGAGCUGGAGGCCAUGUUCAGUCAGUACAGCCAGUGUCGGUUCCAGUGGCUCUUCACCUAUUGGUUGUUCCGCCAGCCAGCGCCCUUUGACAGGCAGCUCAGGGCCAUCUACCUGCAGUGGCGGAAGCACAACAAGAGGAAGGUGGCGUCCUGGGGAGGCACGUUGUGUGACAUCAGGUACCUGGCCUCAUUGCACCACAUCACCACCGACUACUGGAGGGGCAAGCUGGCCCGUGGUGACGAGACUGUGGGAAUUCAGACUGUGGACAACUAUUUCUCCAUGUGUAAGUCACUGGUGGCCUGGAUUUUAGGGCGUGACUGGGGCAGAUUGAAACGCAAGAAGGUGUAUGAGGACACACUGGAGGGUGUGUACCUGCUGCUGAGGAGGGAGAUGCAGGAGACCCUGGUGGAGCAUGAGAGGUUCUGGCAGGUGGCCAAGGUCCAGAUGACCCGAGUGUGCACCUUGGAGGAGACUGCCGCGAACUACGUCAACUGGAAGAUGAUUGAGACACUGCCCUACUACAAGCUGUACAUGGUGUCAGGCAAUGUGGUGUACCUGGACCACGUGCAGGGCUUCCUCCACAGGAAGAGGCUGGUCCAGGACUGGAUCUUCAUGAAGGAGAACACCUGGGUCAGACAGCUGCUGCCUGGUGACCUCUACCCUCUGCUGGAGUUUGACACCAAGCUCUCCCAAGACAGCCUGCAUGGCGACUCCAUGCCAGCCCAGCUGAGCAGGGUGAUCUGGCUAUACCUCCACUCUGGACAGCCGCUCUACCUGGAGGCAGUGAAAGGCCUGGUGCUGCAAUGUGCUCAGGCCAGUCUGGGCCACUUCUGCAGCCUCUCCCCUGGCCUCUCCAUACAGCCCCAUGUCAGCUAGCUGGCUAACACAGAUUGACCACCAGACCACUGUUUUUAGACGCUCUACGAUGUACAGUACCCCUUUUUAUAUAUUUUCUUUACUGGACCCAGUGUCCACAGUGCUUUUUCUAUCACAUUCAGCUUUUAGCUAGGGCUGGUGAGAUGGAAUUGCUCUUGAUUUUAAAUGACUUUUUAAACUUUUUAAUCUUGAUGUGCAGUAGUUAAUUGAUUUUAUGUACUUUGUAGUAACCUAGAUUGUAGAAACCUUGUUUGCUGUCAUGUAAUUAUGCUACAGCUAACAUUUGGGCCAAACCACUGACAUUUUUUUAAUUGAUCAAUCAUUAUUCUCCUCAAAUGGUGGUAGUGAAUUGAUUCAAAGCCUAACAAUGUUUGGCCAAUUUAACAACAAAGGCUAAACUUGUAACAGUGCUGGGUUGCUGUAUAAUGAAUAAAACAACUCAUUGACAAACUGA